Cynara cardunculus var. scolymus (artichoke) is the source of this 665-nucleotide messenger RNA. RefSeq lists its product as uncharacterized. The record is from RefSeq and is a predicted model, not a curated record. The transcript has a single exon. NCBI's taxonomy places the organism in Eukaryota, Viridiplantae, Streptophyta, Magnoliopsida, Asterales, Asteraceae. Bases 63 to 380 code for a protein of 105 amino acids.
CUUAAUUUAUUUCUCUCUCAACUCCUUGCAUCGCAAUCCAUCGAAACAUAACCAUUCCACCGAUGCCGAUAUCCAUCCACCUUCCGAUGCUUCUCUUCAUUUGCUUCCUGAUCUCACCGACUAUUCUCACCGCCAGACCGCUCAUGGUGGAGCCGGAACUUAACCUAGCACUUCCAGGAGCUCUGAUGGAGAAAAUUAGUUCCGAUUCUGAUAGCGCUGUAGACAAGAAGCAAAACGUUCCAUGUGAAAUGAGUUCUGCAAACGAUUUGAAGAGAUUCGGAGCAGGAAAUUAUGGAAGUUUGUUUCUGAGCGCUCUUCCGAAAGGGAUGACCGUGCCGCCGUCUGGACCAAGCGGGAGAACCAACGCCGUGAACAAUUAACAGGUUGUUAAUUCCAUAGAUUUAUUUCGUUACCAGAAAAAUAUACAAGUAAGAAAUAUUUAUAGAAUUAUAGAUACAAAUGGACUUGAUCAUCAAGUUACUUUGAUUCGUUAAGUCUGUUUAGAUCUCCCGAAUUUGUUAGUUCGUUGUUCCUUGACAUUCGUAGUCUUCAGAUGUACAUAAUCUUUCUCCCUAUACAAUAAUUCUGCGUGUUUAAUUAAUCAUUGAUUGAUGCAACAUAAUCAUUAAUGAUUACUGAAAUUCAUAUCUUCAUGAUCGCAGUUC